GUUGUCGACAAAAAAAAAAAAAAAUGCCGACAAGUUGCGUGAAGUUGCGACAACUAUUAAAUUAACCUUAAAUAUUGUUUAUUUACAUUACAACAAUAAUUAAAGCUAAUUGAAUAUAAAAAAUAAAUAAAUAUAAAUAAAAAUCUGGGCUAUGCAAUCGGGCAACAAUACAGAUAUUAAUCAUCAAAAUUUAGGAAAUUUGCAAUCAGUUGGACCAAGAAGUCAAAGCACAAUGAAUAUGUCUAAUAAUAAUAUCAGUGAACCUGGACAACAGUCUCAACAACAAACAAAUCAACAAAAUUCAAUGAAAAAUCAACAGUCUUCUUCCUCCAGCAGCGAAACACCUCAGUUUUUAUCAAAAGCAAGACUCCAAGAAUUAGUUAAAGAAAUUGAUCCAAUUGAACAACUUGAUGAAGACGUUGAAGAAAUGUUGCUCCAACUUGCUGAUGAUUUUGUUGAAACAACAGUUAAUGCAGCAUGUUUACUAGCAAAACAUCGACAUGCAAAUUCAGUUGAAGUUAAAGAUGUACAAUUACAUCUUGAACGUAAUUGGAAUAUGUGGAUUCCAGGUUUUGGUACUGAUGAAGUAAGACCUUACAAACGUUCAACAGUCACUGAAGCACAUAAACAACGUCUAGCACUUAUUAGAAAAUCAGUUAAAAAAUAUUAA
This is a messenger RNA of Aphidius gifuensis, 670 nucleotides long. It is a transcript of the gene Taf12, whose product is annotated as transcription initiation factor TFIID subunit 12. Gene Ontology annotation, biological process: DNA-templated transcription initiation; RNA polymerase II preinitiation complex assembly. Lineage: Eukaryota; Metazoa; Arthropoda; Insecta; Hymenoptera; Braconidae. The transcript is spliced from 3 exons. The coding region runs from base 152 to 670 and encodes 172 amino acids. Gene Ontology annotation, cellular component: SAGA complex; transcription factor TFIID complex; SLIK (SAGA-like) complex. Gene Ontology annotation, molecular function: TBP-class protein binding; DNA binding; protein heterodimerization activity. The record is from RefSeq and is a predicted model, not a curated record.